GUAGUAGAUGUGUCAUGUCUGUAGCACAGAAUGGCACAGUGUAUGCAAUACUUUGGAUUUGUCGGGGUGUAGUUGCUGCUAAAUCCUGCGCCCAUCACGAGUGAAUUUAGGAGAAGUUUGCUGGGUAUAUAACAGGGCGAGUUUGGAAAGAGGCUCAGCAGUCUGAAGGGAGCCUGCCUAUGAAGAUGUGUCCCAGGCGCUGUGCUCACUGCGUUAGUUCACUGCUGUUCUGUCUAGCUGUCAUCUCCAUCGCUGCCAGCAUCUUGCUCCUCUUCCCCAAUGGAGAAACGGAGUAUCUGAAAGAGGCACACAUCACCUGCCAAGCCCUAUUACUGCCUGGAUUGUGGGGCAGUGGAUUCAUGGUAUUUCUGGCUGCACUGUCCAUUCAUAAUGCUGCCACUGACCGUUGCUGCUGUUUCUGCACCAGCACCAGAGUUAAGAUGUUUGUGUCAAUCAUUUGGUCCAAACUAGUGAUCGUUUCCUCCUGUAUCUGCUUAGGAAUCUCUGCUCUUGGCCUGGCCAAUGGGCCACUUUGCUUAUUUAAUGUCUCUGUAUCGAACAAUACCCAGGUUCAGCAUUGGGGAACUCCAUUCAACACCAGCUCCAUGAUUGCCAGCCCAGACUGUUACCUGUACAAUCCAUCACUGUGGGAAAUUUGCGAAAGGCCCAAGAACGUUGUGCUGUGGAACAUCAUUCUGUUCUUAAUUCUCAUAAUCAUCAGCUGUCUGCAAGUUCUCCUGUGCACCCUGCAGAUCAUCAAUGGAUAUUUUGGUUGUGUUUUUGGUCGAUGUUUGCACGCGAACACAAAGUGACGUGUUCAUUCACCAAAUGCCAUGUGCUUGUUGGCUGUUGCUGUUGGAUGAAGCUGUGAGAUACAUAGGGUUGACAAACCCGACAACUCUUGCCAUUUAAUCCUCCCCGCCUUCUACCACGCCAGUGUCCUAAACCUAACCUCGAGCUGUGCUCCGACGGCUAACUGUAAGCUAGUGGAAUGCCACAGAGAAUACUGAAAUGACCUUUAUUCAGGGCUAUUUCACUGAAUUGGCUCUGCUCUCAGUUUUGGAUAUGUAUCAUUAAAUCUCUUUGCUGCUCUAA
Messenger RNA from Stegostoma tigrinum, 1095 nucleotides. RefSeq names its product transmembrane 4 L6 family member 5-like. The record is from RefSeq and is a predicted model, not a curated record. The transcript is spliced from 4 exons. The coding region runs from base 180 to 812 and encodes 210 amino acids. Gene Ontology annotation, cellular component: membrane. NCBI's taxonomy places the organism in Eukaryota, Metazoa, Chordata, Chondrichthyes, Orectolobiformes, Stegostomatidae.